This is a messenger RNA of Peromyscus leucopus (white-footed mouse), 1473 nucleotides long. Its product is annotated as glycerol-3-phosphate dehydrogenase 1-like protein. The record is from RefSeq and is a predicted model, not a curated record. Gene Ontology annotation, biological process: carbohydrate metabolic process; glycerol-3-phosphate catabolic process. Gene Ontology annotation, molecular function: protein homodimerization activity; glycerol-3-phosphate dehydrogenase [NAD(P)+] activity; NAD binding. Lineage: Eukaryota; Metazoa; Chordata; Mammalia; Rodentia; Cricetidae. Gene Ontology annotation, cellular component: cytosol; glycerol-3-phosphate dehydrogenase (FAD) complex.
GGCCUCCUUCUUAAAAUGCUUUUUAUCCUAUUUGUUUCCAGGGAGUCUCACUCUGUAGCUCAACCUGUCCUUGAACUUGAGUUAGUUCUCUACCCGAGUCUCCAUGUGCUGGAAUUACAGGCAUGAGCCACCACACUCAGGUCUCUGACAGGCAGACAGGGGGGCUGCAGACAGGGCAGGGCACCGGCAGGCUAGACCAGCAGCCCCCUGGGAAGGCACAGUCCCCACAGGAGGAUACCAACCUGGAAGCAGGGGCAAAGUCCUUGAAAGUGUGCGUCGUGGGCUCAGGGAACUGGGGAUCAGUUGUUUCAAAAAUCAUCGGGAGCAAUGUGAAGAACAUGAAGAAGUUUGCAUCCACGGUCAUAAUGUGGGUAUUCGAAGAAAUGGUCAACGGGAGGAAGCUGACAGACAUCAUUAAUAGUGACCACGAAAACAUAAAGUACCUGCCUGGACACAGGCUACCAGAGAAUGUAGUGGCCACCUCGAGUCUCUGCCAGAUUGUGCAGGAUGCAGACCUGCUGGUAUUUGCUUCCCCACACCAGUUCAUUCGAACCAUCUGUGAUGAGAUUGCAGACAUAGUCCCCACGAAGGCCCUGGGCCUCAGCUUGAUCAAGGGCAUAGACCAGGGCCCCGAGGGCCUGAAGCUUGCCUCUGACAUCAUCCGAGAGAAGGUGGGCAUAGACGUCAGUGUGCUGAUGGGGGCCAACAUAGCCAGAGAGGUGGCCGAAGAGCACGUCUGUGAGACCACCAUUGGCAGCAAGGUGCAAAAUGGCCUUCUCUUCAAAGAGCUGCUGAAGACCCCCAAAUUCCAAAUCACUGUGGUGGAAGACUCAGACACAGUGGAGCUGUGUGGGGCUCUAAAGAACAUUGUCGCCCUGGGGGUCGGCUUCUGCGACAGUUCUGGAAACAGCACCAAGGCCGCUGUCAUCCGCCUGGGCCUCAUGGAAAUGAUCGAGUUUGCCAGGACGUUUGGCAAGGGCCAGGUGUCUACAGCCACUUUUCUGGAGAGCUGUGGGGUGGCUGAUCUUGUCGGUACCUGUUAUGGGGGAUGGAACCGCAAGGUAGCUGAAGCCUUUGCCAGGACCGGAAAGACUAUUGAGGAAUUGGAGAAGGAGAUGCUGAACGGACAAAAGCUGCAGGGACCACAUACCUCUGCCCAGGUGUACCACAUCCUCAAGCACAAGGGACUGCUGGCCAACUUCCCACUGUUCACAGCCGUGUAUCAGAUCUGCUCUGAGGGCAGACCAGUUGCAUAUAUGAUUCCAUGUUUGCAGAACCUCCCAGAGUACAAGCGAAGAGAUCAGGGGACUGGUGCGGCUCUACCUUGGCCAUCUCAGGAUCACGUGGAAACCAGGAAGUAACAGUGAGAUGUUUGCCUGGCUUUCUCCCAUCUUGGACACAUAUGAAUUAUUAUGGCUUCAUUUCUGGGUCAUGAGAGACAGCUCGUCAGCUGAUAUACUGGUAACAACUACA